Trematosphaeria pertusa is the source of this 716-nucleotide messenger RNA. RefSeq lists its product as uncharacterized. Lineage: Eukaryota; Fungi; Ascomycota; Dothideomycetes; Pleosporales; Trematosphaeriaceae. Bases 138 to 617 code for a protein of 159 amino acids. The record is from RefSeq and is a predicted model, not a curated record. The transcript has a single exon.
GAAUCCGAGCUCAGGGUUCGGCGGGAGCGCACAGCGACUCGGGGACCCUCGGCCAGAUUACGGAGCGUGCUCCCAUAAAGUUCAGUCCCGUCCCGUUCCCGCCCCGUCAUGUACCGAGAUACAAAGAUGGCAAGACGAUGAACCUAGGUAUGAGAAACGACAAUCUUUUGUCAUUCUCCCCGGAGUUGCUUCAUGACGAUGUACUGUAUGGGGAACCAUGCAGUCAGCAAAGGCGACUCUGGGGGAGGAUUAUUGCUUUUGCUGAUGGCUUGGAGCGGGCACAUGUGCAUGCGGGGAGUGGCACGCCAUCCACGUCUCUCAAACAAACUUUAAGCCGGUUGCUGUCUGCCCGACCUAGCAAGGUCCGUGCUUAUCCCCAGGAUCUACAGACGACCAGGACAAGGACGCCUUGCGGUCUAUGCUUCGACUGCGGCUUGAAGCUCCAAACGUUCGACACGGCUAGACUAGCUUCGUCAUCGCUCUCAUGCCGACCAGGUGACAAAUGCAGCAUUCGAUCUCACUCGAUGAGCGACAUUCCGGUGUCGCCUGCGCUUCGAAAGCAGCUCUGGAGUGCGGGAGAUGCGGCCGCUCGUGGUCCCAUACGAUAUGGAAAGUAGCACAGCAUGCUGCAAAUAAUGGCGCGCUGUGGGGUUGAUUUCCCGAAGUCCAGACCAGCGAUGAUCGCGUUGUCGCUAACUACUCGAGAGUCCAGCCGU